AUGUCUCCCUUGAGAUUUAUUAAAAAAGAUGAUAUCCUUCGAUUAGGUGAAACCGAUCCUCAGUACGCUGCGUGGCAGGAAUACAACAGCUUCCCCCCAAUGGACUGGACCGACAUCCAAGCCGCUCGAUCAAUCGUGGAGUCAUGGACAGCUGAAAAGUUCCAAGCAUUGGGGGAUUCCGGGGUGACUAUUGAGGUGCCUAUGCGAGAUGGAUUUCGAUCUUCUCUUCGGGUCUACCGGCCAGAACCUCUAGUGAAGAGAUCCAUCCUAGUGAUCCUCCUGCAUGGGGGGGCUUUUGUGACGGGGGACAACAGGGAGUUGGCUGAAUAUGCGUUGGCACUGAGGGCAUUGUACGGUGCAACGAUAGUACUGCCAUCUUACCGACUCGCGCCAGAGCAUCCCUUCCCCACGGCACAGUAUGAUAUUUGGGAUACUUUGGACUGGCUUUCUCAGAAUGCCACAUCUAUAUUUGGGGCGGAUCUCUCAUCAGGCUUCGUGGUCGGUGGAGUGAGUGCAGGAGCUAAUUUGGCUGCAACCGUGGGCCAAAAAUGGGCUGACGAGGACAGAGCUCCCAAAAUGACAGGACUCUGGCUAUCUAUACCUUUUAUUUUCUCCGAUAUCCACCAGGUCCCCGUUGAGUAUCAUGAUGUCUAUCUCUCGCGGAAGCAGAAUAUCAUGGCGCCGAUGAAUGGCGAGAUUCCAUCUGCUGUCCUCGAGCUUCUAAAGAGGGACGUCCAGAGCCCAUGGUACAGUCCGUUCAACUCGUUUCAUCCCCAGCCAUAUGAAGCCGUAGUCAGGAAUAGAACUCGAGUAUAUUUCCAGGCCGCGGGGCAGGAUUUCUAUCGCGAUGAUGCCCUUGUUUACGAGCGGAUCCUCUGGAAACAUGGAGUUGAAACGGAGUUGGAUGUCUAUCCUGGACUUCCUCAUGGCCAUUUUUGUAUCCUGCCGUUUCUCAGUGAGUCGCGCCGCUGCAACUCCGACAUACUCUCCCAUUUCGCAUGGCUCCUUCGACUGGAGACACCGCCCUUGGAGACCGUCAAAGCCAUGGUGCAGACUGUGGCCCCAUCUAUUAGCGUGUAA
Molecule: messenger RNA, 1080 nt
Organism: Penicillium canescens
Lineage: Eukaryota; Fungi; Ascomycota; Eurotiomycetes; Eurotiales; Aspergillaceae
Product: alpha/beta hydrolase
Exons: 3
Coding region: 1-1080 (359 amino acids)
Molecular function (GO): hydrolase activity
Source: RefSeq, a predicted model, not a curated record